Molecule: messenger RNA, 2249 nt
Organism: Pelobates fuscus (common spadefoot toad)
Lineage: Eukaryota; Metazoa; Chordata; Amphibia; Anura; Pelobatidae
Gene: RIOK1
Product: RIO kinase 1
Exons: 17
Coding region: 279-1913 (544 amino acids)
Biological process (GO): maturation of SSU-rRNA
Cellular component (GO): preribosome, small subunit precursor; cytosol
Molecular function (GO): protein serine/threonine kinase activity; ATP binding
Source: RefSeq, a predicted model, not a curated record
GGCUAGGACAGUGCUUCCAGUUCGGCUGCUGUCGAAUUACACCCGAAAUUCACUUUAAAUUCUCACUUUAGUGAAUAUCCCGGGCAGACAGUGUGUUUGGUGCCAGAGGGUGGAGCAAUGCAUGGUGUCUGUCCGGCUGGGCCAUUAAUAGCCUGCAGCAUUAUCAUGGGGCUCUCACACCCCUUCAGACUGAUGGGAGUAGCAGUCCGUGACGGAUAGCCGGUCUGUGUGCCGGACUCCCACCCACAGGGGGCGUGCUGACUCCAUAACAUCACAAGAUGGCGGCCCCCCCGGCACACAUGGAGAGUGAUCUCAAUGAAAGUUUUGAAGGCUUCAUUGUAAGAAAACAGGAGCUGUCCCCCCAUAAAUGUAACGAACUUGAGGAAGAUAGUGACGAAAGAGAACUGGAUGAAGAAGAUGAUUGGUACUGGGAUGAAACCAGCACAAAUCUUACCAAAUGCUAUUCAGCCACAAGAGGGUGCAAUCCACAGGCUAAUCGUCAGGGAAUGCAUGGUGCUUCCACCAAAGCCUAUACAAUGACAGACAAAGUGUUGCAAAAAUAUGAACAUAAAAUUAAUUUAGGUAAACUAAAUCUUUCGGAUUCUGUGAUGAAUAAAGUCACUGAAAAAUCUAGGCACAACGAUGCAGAUACAUAUCGAGUUAAAGAUAAAUCUGACAGAGCAACUGUGGAACAGGUUUUGGAUCCAAGGACUCGAAUGAUUCUCUUCAAGAUGCUUACAAGAGGUGUUAUAUCAGAAAUUAAUGGUUGUAUCAGCACAGGAAAAGAGGCCAAUGUUUACCAUGCAAGCACUUCCAGUGGUGAAAGCAGAGCAAUCAAGAUAUACAAAACUUCAAUUUUGAUGUUUAAAGAUCGUGAUAAAUAUGUUAGUGGGGAGUUCAGAUUUCGGCAUGGCUACUGCAAGGGAAACCCCAGAAAAAUGGUGAAAACUUGGGCAGAAAAAGAAAUGAGAAAUUUAAUAAGGCUGAACACAGCGGGAAUUCCGUGCCCAGAGCCUAUCAUGCUAAGAAGCCAUGUGCUCCUCAUGGAUUUCAUUGGUAAAAAAGACACUCCUGCUCCACUUCUGAAGAAUGCUCAGAUAUCUGAAUCCAAAGCCCGGGAGCUCUAUUUGGAUGUUAUACAUUACAUGAGAAGAAUGUACCAAGAUGCGAGACUUGUGCAUGCCGAUCUUAGUGAAUUCAAUAUGCUGUAUAACAAUGGAAAAGUGUAUAUAAUUGAUGUCUCACAGUCUGUGGAGCAUGAUCACCCACAUGCUCUAGAGUUCCUUCGGAAAGACUGUGCCAAUGUAAAUGAUUUCUUUGUGAAGUAUGGUGUUGCAGUAAUGACUGUGCGAGAGCUGUUUGAGUUUAUCAUUGAUCCUUCAAUUACAGAGGACAACAUGGAUGCAUAUUUAGAUAAGGCAAUUGAACGAGCGGCCCAGAGAACAGAGGAAGAGAAAUCGAGUCAAGAUAAGGUUGAUGAAGAGGUGUUUAAGAAAGCCUAUAUUCCCAGAACACUAAAUGAGGUUAAGCACUAUGAGAGAGAUGUAGAUUUAAUGCAUAAGCUGAAAGAAGAGGACAUGGCCUUAAACACCCAACAAGAUAACAUUUUAUAUCAGACUGUAACAGGACUGAAGAAAGACCUUUCUGGUGUUGAAACGGUACCAACUUUACUGCAGGAUAGUGAUCAUACACAAGAGAUUGGAUCAGAAUCUGAUAGUGACAGUGAUGAUGGGUCGGCAACUGACUCUGAUGCGGACAUUCAUCCUAAAGAUCGGAGCUCUGAGCCAGUCAUGGAUAAAAAGGAAAGAAAAAAGAUUGCUAAAGAAACCCAGAGGGAGAAGAGGAAAAACAAGAUCCCCAAGCAUGUGAAAAAAAGAAAAGAAAGGACCGCAAAAACGAAGAAAGGCAAAUAAAGUAUAGUUUUAAAAAUGCAGCAAAAUUCUGGUGAUAUACAAACUUGCUGUGCAAAAUGUGGUAUGCCCAACCUAUUCAUCCUGGAGAUGAAACAACAUUUACACUAUGUGUAGCCUUCUGCAAGGUUUACAGUCCUUCAAAGGUAAAAGUAGUCUGCAAAAUGAACUAAUUGUAUGAAUCCCUUCUAUGCCAGGGGUCAGUCACAGAAAGGUAUAUUGUUGAGCUCAAAUAAAUUAUUUUGUUGCAAGACCACAUCCACCCCUUUAAAAAGUGAUGUGUCAAAAUAAAAGAAUAUUUUUAACUUUGGUUAACCAUUAAACGAGUUAUGUCAUUUA